AUGCGUGCGGUUGACACCAACCGCAGACUAAUGCGGUUCAGCGGUGCAUCGCUAAAGCCCCACGCCCCACGCCCUUGUUCCAACACUAGUGCUUUGUGUUAUCGAUUGUUCGAUAGUAAAGCUGCCUCCCUCGGGUGCCCUACCAAAGUCUCCAUCCGCUCACGGUUCCCUCUGCCAAGGCUUGUCUACUUCCUUUCCCGGAAAAACCCUUUCCCCGGAAAAAAUAGUUCUUCCGCUCCCCCGCUGUGGUUUUCCCGCCAAGCCGGCCGUCCCCACCCCCUUUUUUUUUUCCGGCUUGGCCGGAAUCAAAAAAAAUUUGUUCCGGCCAUCUCUCCACUCGAUCAUGCGCAGGCGCGGGGAAACGGAGAGAGCAGAGCAGGAUCGAGCUGGCAGAGACUCAAAGGAAAAAGUAUAAAAGCAAAGGCAUCGGAACGUAUUUUGGGAAUAUGCAAUUGGUAUUGUUUUAGGGACUUUCACAUCUAUAGCUUUUCCUGUCCAUCAAUCAGAUCUGAUUCUCGUUUGUAA
Messenger RNA from Lachancea nothofagi CBS 11611, 525 nucleotides. The record is from the annotation of a GenBank genome assembly. NCBI's taxonomy places the organism in Eukaryota, Fungi, Ascomycota, Saccharomycetes, Saccharomycetales, Saccharomycetaceae.